Messenger RNA from Suricata suricatta (meerkat), 3919 nucleotides. It is a transcript of the gene PDE4C, whose product is annotated as phosphodiesterase 4C. NCBI's taxonomy places the organism in Eukaryota, Metazoa, Chordata, Mammalia, Carnivora, Herpestidae. The record is from RefSeq and is a predicted model, not a curated record. Gene Ontology annotation, molecular function: 3',5'-cyclic-AMP phosphodiesterase activity. Gene Ontology annotation, cellular component: cytosol; nucleus; perinuclear region of cytoplasm. Gene Ontology annotation, biological process: signal transduction. The coding region runs from base 199 to 2295 and encodes 698 amino acids. The transcript has 15 exons.
GGAGGGAGCAGAGAGUUGCGUCCAGCACAGUGCCUCAGUUUCCCCAUUUGUCCCGGAGGGGGGCAUCAAGGAGAGGUCCAGCGGCGAGGCGGGGCCGGUGCGCCCUCUGCCCCCUCCCCGCCGGGCCCCGCCCCCUCGGCUGUCCAGAAAAGGUCCCGCUCAGCCCGUGCUGGGUGCAGCGUCCACGCGGUCUCGGCGAUGCAGGGACCCCCCGCGCCCGCCGCGGCCCCUGGGCCCGGCUCCCCCCGGGGCUCCCCUCGCGGCUCCCCCGGGCUCUUCAGGAAGUUCCUGGUAAACCAGAGCAUCCGCCUGCAGCGGCGCUUCACUGUGGCCCAUCCGCUGUGCUUUGACCUGGAAAAUGGACUCUCAUCCGGGAGAAGCACCCUGGACCCUGAGGCCGGCCCGGGCCUCGGCCGGGUCAUCCAGGCCCCUGCUCAGCACAGCCAGAGGCGCGAGUCCUUCUUAUAUCGCUCCGACAGUGACUACGAACUCUCACCCAAGGCCAUGUCUCGGAACUCGUCUGCGGCUAGUGAUCUACACGGAGAAGACAUGAUUGUGACACCUUUUGCCCAGGUCCUAGCCAGUCUGAGAACGGUUCGGAGCAACGUGGCAGCCCUUGCCCACCUGCAAGGCCGCGGGGCAGCCAAGCAGGCUUCGGUCGAAAACCCCCUCUUUGGCAGUCAGCCCCUUCCACUUACAGCUUGGCCCCCAGAGGACACUAGGCAGAAGCUGGCUUUGGAGACACUGGACGAGCUGGACUGGUGUCUGGAUCAGCUGGAGACACUGCAGACACGCCACUCAGUGGGGGAAAUGGCCUCCAACAAGUUCAAGCGGAUGCUGAACCGGGAAUUAACUCACCUGUCUGAAACCAGCCGCUCUGGGAACCAGGUGUCCGAGUACAUCUCCCGAACCUUCCUGGACCAGCAGACUGAGGUGGAGUUACCUACGGUGACCCCCACGGAGACCCCAAGGCCCAUGUCCCAGAUCAGCAGCCUGCGUGGGCUCCCCUACAGUGCCAGCCUGUCUGCAGCCACCGUGCCGCGCUUUGGGAUCCAGACUGACCAGGAGGGGCAGCUGGCCAAGGAACUGGAAGAUUCUAACAAAUGGGCGCUUGAUGUGUUCAAGGUGGCGGAGCUAAGUGGAAACCGGCCCCUUACGACCAUCAUAUUCAACAUCUUUCAGGAACGGGACCUGCUCAAGAGGUUUCAGAUCCCGCCAGACACACUCGUCACCUACCUUCUGACGCUGGAGAGUCACUAUCAUGCGGAUGUGGCCUACCACAACAGCCUACACGCCGCUGAUGUGGCUCAGUCCGCGCAUGUGCUGCUGGCCACACCUGCUCUUGAGGACGUUUUCACAGACCUGGAAGUCCUGGCUGCCGUCUUUGCAAGCGCCAUCCAUGAUGUGGACCAUCCUGGGGUCUCCAACCAGUUUCUCAUUAACACCAACUCAGAGCUUGCACUCAUGUACAAUGAUGCCUCCGUGCUGGAGAACCACCACCUGGCCGUGGGCUUCAAGCUGCUGCAGGCAGAGAACUGUGACAUCUUCCAGAACCUCAGCGCCAAGCAGCGGCUGAGUCUGCGCAGGAUGGUCAUCGAUAUGGUGCUGGCCACGGACAUGUCCAAACACAUGAACCUCCUGGCGGACCUCAAGACCAUGGUGGAGACCAAGAAGGUGACAAGCCUCGGAGUCCUGCUGUUGGACAACUACUCUGACCGCAUCCAGGUCUUGCAGAACCUGGUGCACUGUGCUGACCUCAGCAACCCCACGAAGCCCCUGGAGCUGUACCGCCGGUGGACGGACCGCAUCAUGGCCGAGUUCUUCCAGCAGGGGGACCGGGAGCGUGAAUCGGGCCUGGAGAUCAGCCCCAUGUGCGACAAGCACACUGCCUCCGUGGAGAAGUCCCAGGUGGGUUUCAUUGAUUACAUCGCACACCCACUGUGGGAGACGUGGGCUGAUCUGGUGCACCCAGAUGCACAGGGCCUGCUGGACACACUGGAGGACAACCGUGAGUGGUACCAGAGCAAGAUUCCCCGCAGUCCUGUGGAUCUGACCAGCCCCGGUCAGGGUGGCCCCGACAGAUUCCAGUUUGGGCUGACUCUGGAGGAGGCAGAAGAAGAGGAGGAGGAGGAGGGAACAACAUUGGACACCAAGGUCUCAGAGUCACCUGACCCUGAGCUUCUGGUCCCUGAAGCCCGCCCAGACCCUGGGGCCCUAGCCCUGGACAACCAGAGGCCUGUGGGCAAGCCCUGCAUGGACCACGAGGCCAACGAGGCUGAGCCCUUCGGCACCUAAGGGUUCCUGAUGGGUGGGCAGGCCUUCUAGGAAGAGGUCCGAGGUGGCCCCUGCCUUGCCUCUGCUCCCCUUCCCCCCCCCCGCCGACGUAGAAAACCAAGCUUUUAAUUAUAGGCAGGCCUCACGGUCAAAGUGAAGGCACCCGCUGGGGCCCAGUCUGAACCUGGAGUUUGCUGAGAGCUCUCCAGGGGGCCGGGCUGGGGGCAGCCUCUCCCAGCACCCUUGGGAUCUCCCUUCUGGGCUUCCACCCCUGGCGUGGAAAGAGGGUGUCUUGCGAGGCCCCUUGUCCACCUUCUCCAGUGGCCACUCCUGAGGCACAUCCGUCACUUGAUUCUUUCAUCCUGUAUCACCUGUUUAUCGGGCACCUGCUGUGUGUCGGCCUGUGGCAGCUACGCGCUGGCACAGUGGCCCUGCAUGCGGGUGCGGGGAGGCAGCCCGGAGGAGAUGCACCCCCACCCCAGGCGCCUCGCCUUCCUCUGCCGGGCAGCUCCGUGCAAGAGACUGGAAACUUGAAUAGGAGAAUUUUCCGCACCGAAGCUUUGUCCAGACCUGAUUCUGGCUCCCGGUUGGUAGCACAAAAGAGGGCUCUGUGCCUUGAGUGGUCUCUGAAGACUGACUGAGCUCACGACGGCUUGUGCCCUCACUGGUUGUUGCUUUAAGUGCCUGAAGUUUCUGUCCUGGGGUCUCUGGGUUCUGUCCCCCCAACCCCAGGACCCCUGCUGCCCCCCUCCCUUUUCUCUGUCUUACAGAGGGCGACACAAGCACAGGAUCCCCGCCCCCCCCGCCCCCCAAGUCUCUACAUCUUCGAUGUCUGAGAUUCCCCAGACUCCCUAUAAGGGAAAGGGGGCCCCUGAUGCCUUCGUUCAAGGCACAGCCCCUUCUGGGCCUCAGUUUCCCCUGUAUGGCCUGAUCCUAGUACUCCGGUAAACUUUGGUUGGAGGGUGGUGUCCAUUACCUUCCCAAAAUAUCUUAGAAACGUGGGGGCCUUGAACGUGGCUCUGGGCUUAAAUAAACCCUAUUAGCCAAAAUUAAUACCGCGCCCACCCCAGGGAUGGAGAAACGGAGUUGCAAGGAGGUCCUGUUGCCUGAUGGGCCGCGCAGUGGGGAGCAGGACAGCAGCCAGCGGCGCCUCCUGGCGGACGGAGGCACGGAAGGGAGGCGGGGUGAAUUCGGAGGAUUCUCCUGUCUUACCCGCUGUUUCUUAGCUCCUAGCUUGGGCGAGCACGAGCAUGGGCUCAAGUAUCAGGGUCGAUUAUCUCCCCGCCCCGCCCCGCCCCUCCUCGCAUGCCUGAAGAAUUACACGCGACACAAAUCAUCAAGCAGCCCCUGGCUUCAAAAACAGCUGGCUUGUUUCCUAAAUAAUUCCCUUAAUGAUUCCAUCCCAGUGAAAAUUCAUCAUCAUCACAAGUAAUGAUCAAAUUCCAAAGAGGGAGAAUUAAAAUUCAUCUGGGUCAUGAACUUGGUGCAUUUCCUUCCAGACUUUUAAAAGGCAGAGAUUUAGGGGAUUUGUAUUUAUGUAUUUCUCCCUUUCCCUUUACUUACAAGUAAUACGGUUUACUGUAGAGAAUUUGGAAAUUCUGGAAACAUAAAAAAGAAAAUAAAAUUCUGCUAUAACUUUCCUGUA